Molecule: messenger RNA, 1545 nt
Organism: Fulvia fulva
Lineage: Eukaryota; Fungi; Ascomycota; Dothideomycetes; Mycosphaerellales; Mycosphaerellaceae
Product: Lipase
Exons: 5
Coding region: 1-1545 (514 amino acids)
Source: RefSeq, a predicted model, not a curated record
AUGAUGCAGACCUUCACCAGCUACCCCACACUAACCGCAGCAAUCGCAAAUGGAACAUACCAAGGAUUGUACUUACCAUCAUUUGAUCAAGAUGCAUUCUUGGGCAUACCAUUCGCACAAUCCACUGCUGACCAGAAUCGCUUCCGGAUCCCGCAGUCACUCAACGCAACCUGGACCGGCCUUCGAAGUGCGCACAGCUACAGCGAAGCAUGUCCGGACUACUCGCCAGGAGAUUGGACUUAUGGCGUUGGCGAGAACUGUUUGAGUAUCAACAUUGUCAAGCCAGCUGGAUGCGAGGACAAAAGUCUGCCAGUGGUCAUGUGGAUUCAUGGCGGCUCCUAUCAAAGCGGCACAAGCGGUUUACAGAACUACAACUUGUCGUACAUCGUAGAGAAGUCGGUGCAGAUGGGCCAGCCAAUCGUGGCGACAAGCAUCAACUAUCGCAAAGGUGGAUGGGGCAUGCUCUACAGCAGAGAAGGCGCUGGUCAGACAAAUCUGGCACUUCGUGACAUGCGUAAGGCCCUUGAAUGGGUGCAAGAGAAUAUCGAAUCCUUCUCGGGCAACAAAUCUCAGGUCACAAUCUGGGGCGAAUCGGCUGGCUCUUUCGCAGUCGGGCAAUUGCUCAUGAUGUAUGGCGGCCGCUCCGAUGAUCUGUUUCAUGGUUCGAUUCAAGAAUCAGGAAGUGCUGCGACGGCAUGGUACAACGGAAGCGAUUGGUAUCAGCCAAUUUACGACAAGAUCGUAUCGCAGGUCAACUGCACCGAAGCUAUCGAUACGCUGGCUUGCCUUCGAACAGUAUCGUAUGAAGAGCUGUAUCCUUACCUCAAUACUUCGAUCAUUGACGGUCCUGGAUGGUACCCUACUGUCGAUGGUCACACGAUCCCCAACUAUCCUACGAUCUUGCUCGAAGAAGGCGACUUUGCUCACGUCCCACACUUGUAUGGAACGAAUUCGGAUGAGGGCACCGAUAAUGCGCCUGCUGAUGGUGUAAUCAACACCGAUGACGACCUUCGAUGGUACCUUCGUACCCAGACUGGCUUCGGCUUUCCGAACAGCACAAUAGAGGAGAUUCUUCGCCUGUACCCCGACGACCCUACGCAAGGCAUUCCACUAGAUACAGGCACCGAACGAUUCGAGGAACAUGGUUACCAGUACAAGCGUGUCGCAGCUAUUCACCGCGACACAUACAUGGAUCGCUUCAACACUCGGCCCACUGCGAACUAUGUCGACGCCUUGCAGGCAAAUACUACGCUGAAUCCAGACUACAAGGGCGUAGCUCAUGCCUCAGAGCUUGGCUAUGUCUUCAACAACCCUGCUUUCCUGGGAAACGAAGCUUUGAGUGAGCAGAUGGCCGCUCAGUGGAUCAACUUUAUCUACUAUGGCAAUCCAAAUGGAGCUGACUUACCACACUGGCCAACAUACGACGAGGGAGAACAAGGUCUCAACCUGGUGCUGCAGCCUAAUAGCAGCUAUGUCGAGGAGGAUACAUAUCACUUGGCUGGAAGGGAGUAUCUGACCAAAUGGGCGAGAAGAAGACAUGUAUGA